AUGAUGGUCUCUUCGACGCUGCUGCGGCUGCUCCUUCCUGUCUCUCUCCUCCUCACCUCUCUCCUCCUCUUCACCUCGCCGACCCAAGCGGUGCGCUAUCACGACUUCAAGAAAUGCGCAGACUCGUCCUUCUGCCGUCGUCUACGUCGUCUCUCCAGCUACACCUCGAGUGUCAAGAACUUUUCCUCUCCCUACUCUCUCCCUUCUUCCUCCUCUCCUCCGACUUUCGACGUUCAGAAGGCUACAUUGAGCUCCCCGAUUAAGAGCGCCCUCUACCCGGAUGUGCAGUUUGAGAUCAGCUUCACCUUCCAUCGCGAUGGAACUGCAAGGGUGAGAAUGGACCAGGUGGGAGAGAAGUUCGGAGGGUGGAAGAGGUAUGACGAAGCGGGAAAGUGGGCGUAUGAGAGGGAGCCAGUAAUUGCAGGUAAAGGGGAGGUGGACGUGCAGCACAAGGAUCGAGAGACGGUUGCUACUUUCGGUCCUCAAGGGUCUCACUCUGUCAAGAUUGAGUACGAACCAUUCAAGGCCACCUUCUACCGCGCUGGCGAGCCCCAGGUCAUUCUCAAUGAGCGAGGUCUGCUGCACAUGGAGCACUUCCGACCCAAGCCUGUCAAGUCAGAAGGCGAUCAAGAUGACAAAGACAGUGACAAGUCUGCUUCAGAUGAGAAGCCCGCUCUGGUCUUCCAGAAGCGAGGAGCUUCUGCCUCGCAAGCGCAGCAGUGGGCUGGUUUUGAGGAGCACGACAGCGGCGAGUGGGAAGAAAUGUGGGACAAGAAGCCCGACUCGAAGCCAAAGGGACCCGAAGCACUGUCCUUGGACAUUUCCUUCCCUGGCAAACAAUUCCUCUUUGGUAUUCCAGAACAUGCCUCGCCGCUCAAUCUUCGCAGCACAAAGGGGCAUAAGGAAGGCGACUUCACCGAUCCUUACCGUCUGAUGAACACGGACGUGUUCGAGUACGAUGCAGACAGCGCAAUGUCUCUGUAUGGAAGCGUGCCGAUCAUGCAUGCACAGUCAUCAAGCAGUGCCGUGUCAGCCUUCUUCCUCAGUGCAGCCGAGACUUGGAUCGACAUUGAGCGCACCAGGACUGGUAGCCAGACUCACUGGAUCGCGGAGUCGGGCAUUCUCGAUUUGCUAAUUAUGCUAGACGAUACGCCUGCGAAGAAUAUCCAGAAGUUCACUGAGCUGGUCGGAAGGUCGACUGCUCCUCAGACCUUUGCGCUUGGGUAUCACCAAUGUCGAUGGAACUACAUGAGCGAUUCGGAUGUGCUCAAUGUCCAGUCUCGCUUCGACGAGGAGGACAUCCCGAUGGACGUCAUGUGGCUCGACAUCGAGUACUCAAAGGACCACAUGUACGGAGUCUGGGAUGAGUUGAACUUUGCCAAUCCGGAGAAGAUGGUGCAGGGAUUGGAUGACCGGGGCAGGAAGCUGGUCAUCAUCAUCGAUCCUCACUUGAAGCGCACAGACUCCUACUGGCUCUAUUCUGAGGCAAAGUCAAAUGAGGUGCUUGUCAAGUCUCCCGGUGGGAACGGAGAAUAUGAAGGUUGGUGUUGGAGCGGUAGUGCUAGCUGGCUUGACAUGUUCAAUCCUCUGGCCACGACCUGGUGGAAAAAGCAGUACACGCUAGACUCAAAGGGCAAGAGCCCCAUUAGAGCCAAUGCGCGGAACGUUCAUAUCUGGAACGAUAUGAAUGAGCCUGCCAUCUUCAACGGACCCGAGGUCACGUCUCCCAAGGACGUCAAGCACCACGGAGGCUGGGAGCACCGCGAUAUCCACAACAUCAAUGGUGUACUCUUCCACGCUGCUACGCACGAAGCGCUCAGAGCCCGAGAAGGCAGCGGUCUGAAGCUGGAGCGAAGGCCGUUUGUGCUGAGUCGAGCUUGGUGGGUGGGUACCCAGCGCUUUGGAGCCAUCUGGACCGGCGACAAUCUCGGCACCUGGGAACACCUCGCCGUCAGUGUCCCCAUGAUCCUCGCCAACAACAUUGCCGGCAUGAGCUUCUGCGGAGCCGACAUCGGCGGUUUCUUUGGCGAUCCUUCGCCCGAGAUGCUCACACGAUGGUACCAAGCGGGUAUCUUUGAGCCUUUCUUCCGAGCUCACGCACACAUCGACACGAAGCGUCGCGAACCUUUCCUACUCGAAGAGCCCUUCAAGAGCUGGGUGCGAGAGCUGAUUAGAUGGAGGUACAAGAUGCUUCCAAUUUGGACCACUGCCUUCCGUGAGGCGUCCGACGAAGGUAGUGGCUUGCCGGUACUGCGACCUCAAUUCCUCAUGUUCCCCAAUGAUCAAGCGGGAUUGGACAUUGAUGACCAGUACUACAUUGGUGACUCUGGACUGCUGGUCAAGCCGGCUGUCAAGGAAGGUGUGGACCACGUGAGCAUCUACCUCUCGGAUGCCAAUCGACCUUACUACAACUUCUUCACUGGCGAAGUGUACAGGGGAGCGCACUCUCCCAGCAAGGACAAUCGAGUGCCUGUAGAGGCACCUCUCGGCGACCAAGCGCCACUUCUUCAGCGAGGUGGAUCGAUUCUCCCUCUGAGGGAGCGGGUGAGGCGAGCCGCCGAGUUAGGCUGGCGCGAUCCAGUCACCCUGAUCAUCGCCCUAGACGACGAAGCCGACUCUCCCGAGGGUGUCAGGGCCAGCGGCACUCUCUACCUCGACGAUGGACAGACGUACCACUACAAGGAGGGAGCCUUUGUCUGGCGAAGAUUUACGUUCGAGACGAAGCGUGGUGGAAAACGCCAUGUAAUCAAGUCACGAGAUGAGACUAUGCUGCGCGCCAGUGAAGGCACUGCUGCUGCCUCUUCGUCUUCCCCUUCAUCUUCAACGGCCGUAGGCUUCAGCCCACCGUACGACCCCAGCAACGAAUUCGCCGAAGCGAUUCGCGAGGUCCGCAUCGAGAAGAUUAUCGUCCUAGGUCUAGAGGAGCGCAAGGCCGGGUACGAAGUUCGCGUCAAGGGGGAUCUGCUCCUGAGUAGCAGCACAGGAAGUAGUGUGAGCAGUAGUAGCAGUAGUGGAGAGGAUGUUUUGAGUACUACCUGGACUGCUGGAGAGGCGGCGGGAGCUGGAGCUGGACGGAAGAAGUCAAAAGGUGGAGCCACGCCGAGCAAGGCUAGUAGGCUGGUGAUCAAGGAUCCUAGGGCGCUGGUGAGGGGUGACUGGGAGGUGGAGAUCAUUGGGAGGGACGAGUAG
Microstroma glucosiphilum is the source of this 3189-nucleotide messenger RNA. RefSeq names its product alpha-glucosidase II precursor. Gene Ontology annotation, biological process: carbohydrate metabolic process; N-glycan processing. The record is from RefSeq and is a predicted model, not a curated record. Gene Ontology annotation, cellular component: glucosidase II complex. The transcript is spliced from 2 exons. Gene Ontology annotation, molecular function: alpha-glucosidase activity; carbohydrate binding. Bases 1 to 3189 code for a protein of 1062 amino acids. NCBI's taxonomy places the organism in Eukaryota, Fungi, Basidiomycota, Exobasidiomycetes, Microstromatales, Microstromataceae.